GGCGGGAAGCAGUGAGAGAAUCGGGUCGGCGCGCGGCUGCCAGUACAAUCGCCAGAGCUUCGGCAAGAUCGAGAAGCCAAUUUCACUCUCCGUUUCGGGAAAGUGAGGCUAACGGCGCGCAGCUCUCCCUGCGCUGUCUACUUUAGGAAGAUGAUGUGAUUGCGUAUGUGCGCGCGUUUUUUUCGUCUCUGUAUGUGUGAUGCGUGCGAUCAGGACAACGCCUGCUGCGUCAGUUCGGGGGAUGGCGCGCGUCGCGAUUCGGUCGUUUUUUGCAUGGCAUCACGUCGAUGCAACCUGCAAUCGAGACACGUGUCGUCAGGACACGUCGAUCGUGUGGAGAUUCUCGCGUCGCGCUCCGCAUUUUGGCGGGGGGAUGACCGGUUACCCUCCCGCGGCCACCGAGGGGCGAAUUCCCCCCGCGCGAAGCGAGGACCUUUUUUUUGGCUCCUUAGCGUCGCGCGCUUCUCCGUCUUUUGCGCCUGCGUCACGAUGCCUACGUGGCGCUGGCGCUGAUCUUGGUCAUAACCAUAAUUUAUCAGCCACGUCAGCAAAAUUUGGUGCUGUCCAGGUAAUUUGGCGGGAGAGUUUUGUUACGGCGGGAGGAGGACUCGACCCGUCAGCCAUGCCAAUCGAGCGCGAUUGCCUCGUCAGAGGGCGGGGAGCGUUGCUAGGCGGGGGGAAGCAACACGCGGAGAGUAGCGCGAGGUCUACUGCAUCUCUGACAUCGAUCAACGAGGUCGCUACGUCGGCAGCGACCUCGAUCGCGGAAGGUGCCACGUCAGCAUCCAGGCCGAUCGAGGAAACGGCCACGUCAUCGUCGUCCCUCAAAGAAAAUGCCGUGUCAUCACUGUUCACUCAAGGAAGUGACACGUCGGCUCCUGAUGCCGACGGUGACCGGUACUUCACCGCUUCUCGCUCGUCCUGCGAUUCAGAGGUCGUGAUAGCUCUCGGCUCCAACGUGGGUGACCGGGUUGAGAAUUUUAAGACAGCUUUGCGACGGAUGCGUGAGGCUGGCAUUCAUAUCGUCCGUCAUGGCUGUCUCUACGAGAGUGCUCCAGCAUAUGUUGAAGAUCAACCGUUUUUCUUGAACUCAGCCGUCAGCGCACAUACUGAUUUGUCGCCGCGAGAACUUCUUCAUGAACUCAAGGCAAUUGAAAAAGAAAUGGGGAGGGACCUAAAUGGACGACGAUUUGGUCCUCGGCCACUGGAUUUGGACAUCAUCUUCUAUGGCAACCAAAGCAUUAUGAUCGAUGCUGGUCAUCUUGUGGUUCCUCAUCCACGGCUUUUGGAGCGGUCUUUUGUAGUUGCGCCCAUGUUAGACCUGCUGGGGACAGAAUCGGGUGGAGCAAGUGGAAACCACUGGUCGAGGCACCCGAUUCUGGGAGGUGGGCUGAGUAAGCAUUGGCAGCAGAUGGGAGGGGAAAGUACAGUUGGUGAUGGUGGUCAGUUCUUCAGCCUCCAAAGUGCAAUUGCACAGGCAAGGAAGAUGGCCCUUGAAGGGGCAAGCAUCAUUGAUGUUGGAGGACAAUCAACCCGGCCAGGUGCGGCAAGGGUAUCAGUCCAGGAAGAGCUUGCUAGAGUGAUUCCUGUCACGCAAGCACUGGCAUCGGAUCCAGAUCUGAACGGAAUUGCUCUCUCCAUUGACACGUUCUAUGCCAAGGUUGCAGAGGACGCUGUUUCUGCAGGAGCGCAUAUUGUUAAUGACGUGUCAGCCGGCACACUUGACCCCAAGAUGAUACCUACAGUGGCUCGACUUGGAGUGCCCUAUGUGAUGAUGCAUAUGAGAGGAGAGCCUCAGACAAUGCAGAGAAAAGAGUACACAUCAUACGAGGAUAUUUGUCGAGAUGUGAGCUGCGAACUGCUGGAGCAGGCUAGAAAAGCCGAGGAAGCAGGGAUUCCUGUAUGGAACAUCAUUCUGGACCCAGGAAUUGGUUUUGCGAAAACAGGAGCUCAGUCGCUGCAGCUACUCAGAGAUUUACCCCGUUUUCGCUCUCUUAUAGCAGAAGGCAGCCAGGCCCUUGGUCAUGCCCCCAUACUGGUGGGGGUCUCAAGGAAGGGCUUUCUGGGGAGGAUAUGCAACCGACAUGCGCCAGAGGAUCGCGACUACGCAUCAGCUGCUAUUACGGCAGCGGCUGUCUCUGGAGGAGCAAAUAUCGUCCGAGGGCAUAAUGUCACUGCAACCUUGGAUGGAGCAAGAAUUGGAGAUGCGAUCGGGAGAUGGAAUUCGUCAAGCAGCCAGCUUCCGUAAAUGGAAAGUCGGAAACCCACAACCAGACAAAUUGCGUGUAAAAUUGUAUAAAUUGAGCCCGCCAGAAGCCCCCAAAGAAGUGAUUUAGGGGUUUGACAAGCCCAUGUUACAUAAGGGGGGACACCUGUAAAUGUCAGCGGAGGAGGGUGAAAGGUUCCGUGAACUAUUUUUGUGACCAUCGACCCACAUCUCCUAUCCUAUCCUAAUGCAUGCACGCUUCUCCACAGUCGUUGUGCAUGUGCACUUCUGCACAUUUUAUCGGCCGCCCGUUCUCCUUUUUGUUAGAAUUUGUUGUUGCAACAUGCAAGGGCAAUCGGUGAGAUACAUCCAGGGAGGUCCUAGAGUGAUUAUGCCAUUAGUCUUCGCCUGAACUCUUACGUCUGAGAAACACCGAAGGGGCAAAAUUCAUCUGGUGCAGGAUAUCACUAUGUUCUCAUGACCGAUGACCAUCGUAAUCAAGUCCAGCGAUCUUCAACUGACAAUCUGAUUGUGGCAAGCUGAGUGCGCAAGGGGUGAAUUGAACCAUGGCUAUGGGGGAAAGUAGCUGCUUUAGCAAGGAUUGUGAGUAUGAGCAAUCUUGGGAUAUAGGCUUCCGACAGAAGGGAGGGGGUUUCCUAUUCUUUUGGAGUCAUUGGUGUCUCAACGCCGAGAUCGAUGGAGACCCUGGUGCUCAGUGAUCUGUGGUGCUGGUGCUCAGUGCUCAGUGCCCAGAGUGCUCAUUCCGCAUUGCUUACUGCCCGGAGUGCUGAGUCCCCAGUUUCAGAGUGCUCAGCCCUCAGUGCUGAGUUCUCAGAGUGCUCAGUGCCCAUAGUGCCCAGUUUCAGUCAGUGCUCAGUUUAUGGUGCCCAGUGCUCAGUGCUCAGCGAUCAGUGCUUGGUGCUCAGUCCUCAGUGUUGAGUACUCAGUGCUCGGUGCUCAGUUUUCAGAACCCAAUCCUCAGUGCUCAGUGAGCAGUGCUCCAUGCUCACUGUUCAGUGGUCUGCUGAGUGUUCAGUACUCAGAAUGCUCAGUCCUCAGUGCUCAGUUCUCAGAGUGCUCAGUGCCCAUAGUGUGCAGUUUCAGUCAGUGUUCAGUUUUUGCUGCUCAGUGCUUAGUGCUCAGUGCUCAGUUCUCAGUUCUCAGCGCUCGGUGCUCAGCGCUCAGUGCCCAGUGUUGAGUGCUCAGUGCUCAGUGAUCGGUUCUCAGUUCUCAGUUCUCAGCGCUUGGUGCUCAGUGCUCAGUGCUCGGUGCUCAGUGCUCAGUGCUCAGUUUUAGUACAGUGCUCCUUGCUCACUGUUCAGUGGUCUGCUCUGCGCUCAGUACUCAGAAUGCUCAGUGCUUAAUGCUCAGUCAUUAGUUCUUAGUGUUCCGUGCUCAGUGUAUUUACUGUUUUGCUCGGUGCUUAGCCCUUGGUGCUCUGUGCUCAGUGCACUUGCUGGUCCGAGGUUAAUGCUUGGUGCUUACAUACCGUGUAGUGUGUACACUCCUCGGUGCUCAGUGCUAAGUAAUGCUCAUGUUCUGCCCAGUUGCAGCCAACAGCAGUCAGUGCCGGGGGAACGAGUUCUCCUCUUGCUGUGCGCUCUUUUGUUUUGCAAUAAUAUUAAUUUCCUCUCCGUUGGUUGACGGCAUCAGCACAAGGGUCCGUUUCAGAAGUCGCUGGCCGCGCUAAUGCAAAGUCGAUCCUGAUGAUUGUGCUUAUUGGUCAGUGUCUCAUUCUGUGCCAUGUCAGAUUCUCCUGUUUGUCCUUUGUUCUCUGUGUUGUAUUGAGUGCUCCGCACCGUCCACAAUGCCGAUCCCCAUGUGUGGGGUGAUUUUGGGUUUCUUGCCCACUCUUUGUGCUGUGAUUAGCGUUUAGUGC
This is a messenger RNA of Chara braunii, 4085 nucleotides long. NCBI's taxonomy places the organism in Eukaryota, Viridiplantae, Streptophyta, Charophyceae, Charales, Characeae. The record is from the annotation of a GenBank genome assembly.